AUUACUAAUCUAAUGUGGCCAUUUCUUAUUAUACCACCUUUUAUAUCACUUAAUACCAUCUAAUAUUUCCUUGUUUAUAUGUUUGUCUCUUCCAACUCGGUUUUAAGCUUUGUGAGCACAGAGACGUCUGUCACGUUCUUCGCUCUAUCCCCAAAGCUAGAACAAUACCUGAAACACAUAGUAUAUGCAUAAUAAAUAUUUGUUGAAUAAAUUAAUGCAUUGAUCAUGAUGAUGACAACAAAAUUUCAGACGACCUGGCCACAAAUUCUAACGACUUUCUCAAGAAUAAGAAUCGCAUUUCCGAAGAUCCUGGUAGACUGUGGAAAUCGACAAUAAAAGAUCUGGGGCCAAAGUCUGGGGGAAGCAGAGGUAAUAUAUUGGAAUUUGGGCCUUUUCCCCCCAUCCAAGGCUCUCAGAGACCUCGCAGAAGGGAAGCCUAGAAUCUUCCGAGAAGAAAUUCCAGCCCAGCCACAACGAAUAUUUUUCCAUCCACGAUUCUUCGCAGCCACUUCUGCUAGGUUGAAAAUGCGCAAACACCUCUAGGACCCCGGGCUCCUUUCUGUUUCUUUAUGAAUGAACCGGCUCUAGUCUGCGCAGGCGCAGCUCCUGGUUCUCCUGCUCCACGUGAGGCCCACCCUUCCCUCCCGCUGGCGGCCCCGCCCUUAUUCUUUCUAAUGAACCAAUGGCGAGCGGCCUGGGGGGCGGAGCCCGGAGCGGCGCGGCACUGUAGAUCCCCCGGCGCCCGGCUCCCUCGCGUUAGUCUUGCUGUGUUGUGAUCACGUGGCCAGCUCCGGGCGCGGCGCUUGUUUUGGUUUCCCUCUAGCUUGUCCCUGGCAGCUUCGGGGUGAGCGACUUUGCUGUGCCGGUUGCUGCGCCUGCCUUACACUCUGAUCUCCUCUUCUUAGGGCUCUUUCAGCCCGCAGUUCGGCAAGCCCCUCGGGGCCGGCUACUGCCAUGCCGCUAGUUCGCUACAGGAAGGUGGUCAUCCUCGGGUACCGCUCUGUAGGGAAGACAUCUUUGGCACAUCAGUUUGUGGAGGGCGAGUUCCUGGAAGGCUAUGAUCCUACAGUGGAGAACACUUACAGCAAGAUAGUGACUCUUGGCAAAGAUGAGUUUCACCUACACCUGGUGGACACAGCAGGGCAGGAUGAGUACAGCAUUCUGCCCUAUUCAUUCAUCAUUGGGGUCCAUGGUUAUGUGCUUGUGUAUUCUGUCACCUCUCUGCAUAGCUUCCAAGUCAUUGAGAGUCUGUACCAAAAGCUACAUGAAGGCCAUGGGAAAACUCGGCUGCCGGUGGUGCUAGUGGGAAACAAAGCAGAUCUCUCUCCAGACAGGGAGGUCCAGGCAGUUGAAGGGAAGAAGCUGGCAGAGUCCUGGGGUGCGACGUUUAUGGAGUCAUCUGCUCGAGAGAACCAGCUGACUCGAGGCAUCUUCACCAAAGUCAUCCAGGAGAUUGCCCGGGUAGAGAAUUCCUAUGGGCAAGAGCGCCGCUGCCGGCUCAUGUGAGCCCUCAGGCAUUGGGUAGCUGCCUUGAUUCUGCCCCUGGCACUUGCCAGGCUCCAGCGGGUGUAGGCCCUUAGGACUUCACGGGUAUGGUUGCCAGCUGUGUCCCCGGUCCUCUGGUCACACAGUGUGGUACCCUCAUGUUUGCACACUUUUCCAGGCUCCAGUGGCCUGGUUGUCAAUGUUUACAAUGGGGCAAGGAUGUCUCAUGGGACUGGCCUCUAGUCCUCUGUUUUUGCUACAUGAAUUGUUAUAACCUGCAGGGUUGGGAUAUGAGUCCGAAGCAUUGUUUAUUUAGGACCCUGUCUUCUGUGCAGGUUUUGGGCGUUGGCUGGGUGAGGGGAGCUGGGGAUUCCUGAAGUGGAGCUGGCUCCCUAGGGUGACAAUGUAUAUAUGCAAAUAAACUGAGAAAUCUUU
Messenger RNA from Leptonychotes weddellii (Weddell seal), 1920 nucleotides. RefSeq names its product RHEB like 1 (gene RHEBL1). Gene Ontology annotation, biological process: signal transduction. Lineage: Eukaryota; Metazoa; Chordata; Mammalia; Carnivora; Phocidae. Gene Ontology annotation, cellular component: membrane. The record is from RefSeq and is a predicted model, not a curated record. Gene Ontology annotation, molecular function: GTP binding; GTPase activity.